CCGCUCGGCUCCCUGCGCCUCCCCCGCCGCUGCGCGGCCGGGCCCCCCGGGCGGCAGCCCCCGCGCCUCCGCCGACAAAAGCGCCGCCCAGGGGCGGCCCGGCCCGCGGCCCGGCGCCAGCAGGAAAGCUUUAGGCUGCUUGGUUUCUAUCACUGAAGUUUUCAGAACGGAUGGUGGUGACCAAUAUGAUGAAGUUCACUGUCUGGAUUACUAAAUAAGACAGAACUUUUGAAUCCUCUUGAGAAACAUGAAAACAAAGAACUACUUCUUUUAAAUAUCUUUCAGGACAGUUGACACGUUCCAGGGAAAAGCUGGGUUUUUCUAUUUUUGGUGUGUGUGUUUGUUUUUUUGUUUUGUUUUUUUUUUUUGUUUUUCCUGCAAAGUUCAGAAGAAUCUGCAUUCUCUGGGAUUUUAAACAAACAUAAAAUGAAAACAGUUUAAAACUUAGCCUUCAAAAUGAAUGUUGAAAAGUCAAAUGACAAAGCAAAGAAUGGCUUGAAGUCUUCCUUGCUUAUAAGGGAUGAAAAUGGAAAUAACUACACAUGUGACAGAGCUACACCUUCCUCAAAGAAUUGUGCCACAGAGAUACACAGUAAUUCAACUGCCCAAAAUGUAGUGACUGAGCAUGGAGAUGAUACUGUUCUCGAAAGUAAAAGUGACUUUGGAAGUAUUAGUUUAAAACAGCAUUGUACUGAAGCACUUCAUCUGCAGAAGACCCCUGAUAAAUACAACUGCACCGAAAGUCUGUUGGGAGGUGCAGAUGCUGCAUGCAAGUCUUCCAUGAACGAACAGACUUGUGUAUAUCCUUUGAACUGUGACUUGAAAGAAACAACAGACUUACUGAAAGGUAAUGUUGCUAUGGCAAAACCACAAAAUCAGAGUAUCAAACAAUCGGUGCCUUACAGUCAGACUGACUCUGAGUGUGUAUUACCUCUUCCUGCUUCAGAGCAGAACAUGCCAUCCCUGAUAAAUGACAGGGCAUGCUGCCACCUGAGCACAUUGGAUGUUACCAAUGUUAUAGGUGAGACUCUGGGAACUGAUCAAAAUGAUGACAUGCAUCUGAGGGAAACACUAAUCUCUUGUGAAGUAUGUAUGAGAGAGAAAUUUGAUAGAACCAGCUCAGAAAGAACACCUAAUUUCUCCUCUACAGUAAUGGCUUCAGAAAGCCCAGAUGCCUAUUCGGAACUUGCAGUACAUCGUCCUGCUUCUGCAGGUGUCGAACACUAUCUAAAAAACACUAACAAGACUGAUGAAGAAUCACAGGAAACAGAAGCACAGUCUUUAAAACUAGCUGCUGGAUUUAUAGAUCCGUAUGUACGAGAUACAUUAUCACCAUGCAUUAAUAUUAAUGAAGAUGACCAAGUGAAAUCCUUGCUGGGUACCCCUGACCAUGCUGAAACUGCGAAUUCCAGUGCAGAAACAUGCAUGGAUAGUUCUGUAAAUAAUGUGCAUCUUCUCCCAGAAGAUAAAAUGGAUGGAGAGCAAGUAUCAAAUAAAACCAAUGAACCCUUAACCAAAGAACAAACUAUCCCUGGAAAUGCUGCUCUUCAGGAUAUGCAUGACACCACUUUCGUAUCUUGCAGUGAACCAAAAUUAAAGAGGGCUGCUGUGCCUGACCUGAACUGCGAAGCAACUUUUGUGGUCUUCAGUCCUAUGGCUGAUGAAAGUGAUUCUGCUCUAUGUACUUCAACCCCUAAAGAACAAUCAAAGAAUACAGCUUUUUCUGUUUCAGCUCUGGCAGAGCUUGGAGAGAAGUCUCCUAAACUAAGACAGAGCAAGGCAUUUGUAGGAGGGCCGAACAGAAGGCCUUUGCUUAAAGCUAGUUCAGGUCAAAAUGCAGGAAGACCAGUGGGUAGGUCUCCUAUUGCGUUAACAAUAACCAGAGCGAAGAAAUCGGAGGUUGUUAGUUUUCCCAAACCUAAUUUCAAAAAUGUUAAGCCAAAGGUUAUGUCCAGACCUGUGCUACAGUCAAGAGACGGUGCAGCGUUAAAGCGGUCUCCCCAGUCGCCCCAGCUAUCAGCUGUCGUCUCAUCUUCACUGGCUGCUUCCCCACGGCAUUUGUCUCCCUCCAUAAAAGUGCUGAAAAAGAAAACAGAUCUAGCUAAAGAUACUAAAGCGGAAUUGCCUGUGAAUAAGCCCCAUAAGCUACAUCUUAACAAACGACUCUUCACUAGCCCAGCCGUACAUCCCACAACACAUCCCAGAAAUGCUUCCCACAAGGCUUCAAAGACACCUGUGUUAAAGCAGAAUCCGGAAGACAUUGGCAAAGCAAGCUCCUCCCAUUCGGUGUGCUCCUCCGUUUCUGCUGUGCCUCCAACGUGUGGAGAGAACUCGAAAGAGAUGCUAAAUGAUAAAAUGGAAAGUUCCACCUCUGUAAUGCAGCCCUGUGCUCAAAACGUGUACCAGACCGGAGAUGAAAAAGAGCAAAGCAGCAACAUGGAAAUUCCUAUGGAAGCAGGCUUGUUAAAAGAUGCGGCAAAUGAAAUGUGUGACUUGCACUCAGUUUCUUUGAUGCCUUUGGUGAAAGACGGCACAACACAAGGGAAAAACAUACUGAAGAAAGACCCAGUCACACUACGAAGUGUAUCUACUCCCAGGGUUAAAAUGAUGCAGUCUGUGUUGCCCUUGAAGAGAGGAUGUGAAAAUAAAACUAUGGGCACAAUUAAAGCACCUUCUCACAAAGGAGCUGUUCUGUCAUCAAGCUCUGGUACAGGAUCUUUGCCAAGAGAGAAGCAUGCCUCUCUGAAGAAUUCUCCAGCCUCCUGGGCUAGCUCCAGUAAACCACAAGCCAAACCCAAAGUGCCUGUCAAAAGAUCAGUGCUUGAGAGAACGCCUAGCGUCUCAUCAGUCAGCAGCAGUCAGAGCGAGCGAAGCCUUUUCAGCAGUAAUUCUGCAAGUGCCACAGUCCUCAUCAAGAAUGGAGAAUGGCCUUCAAAACCGGCCUGCCAGAAUGGUGCUUCGGGAACUGUCCCUUUGAAAGCAGUACCAAGACCUAGAUUACACUCGUUGAAGUCAACUCCUAAAGGAGCCAAGGCCAGGCCUGCUUCACUGAACCAGUGCACACCAAAAUCAUCUGGGCCACUGCACUCAGCAAGGAAAGUCAGUGAGGCUAGAGAUAAUCAACUGUUGGGUAGUACUCCUGGAAGAAAUGGACACCAAAGCCUGUCUUGUUUGGGUUCUGUUGACAAGGGCAAGCAGCGGAGUCCCAAGAGCUCAUGCAUACAGACUCAAGCCUCCACAGAUGUGCAUUCACCUGGCACAAAAACAGCGGAGUUGACACAGUACAAAACAAAAUGCGAGACCCAAAGUGGAAUCAUCCUGCAACUGAAAAAAUUCCUGACAAGCGGCAACCAGAAGUUUGAAGCAUUAACUGUUGUGAUCCAGCACCUGCAGUCUGAGAGGGAGGAAGCACUGAAACAGCGUAAAGCGUUAUCUCAAGAACUUGUUAACCUUCGAGGAGAACUAGUAACCACUUCUGCAGCUUGUGAGAAAUUGGAGAGAGACAGGAAUGAACUGCAAGUUGCUUAUGAAGGGUUUUUGCAGAAGUUAAACCAGCAACAUCACAAUGAUUUAGCUGAGCUGGAGGAGAGGCUUAAACAGUUUUACACUGCAGAAUGUGAGAAACUCCAAAGUAUUUGCAUUGAAGAAGCUGAAAAAUACAAAGUGCAACUCCAGGAGCAGGUGGACAACUUAAAUAUCACACAUGAAAACUUCAAGCUGGAACUCGAAAACAGCCACUCUGAAAAAGUAGAGGAGCUGAAAAAGGAGUUUGAAUCCUCAUUUUCAGAGCUCAAGAGUGCCCAUGAAUCUGAAAGGAAGUUGCUUGAAGAUUCCUUCAAAGAGAAGCAGGAACUGCUAGAGAAAAAAAUCAAUGAAUUAAAAUGUGAAAACGACACUCUGAGUGAAAAGUUGAAAUUAGAAGAGCAAAAGCAAAUAGCCAAAGAAAAAGCCAAUCUUAAAAACCCCCAGAUUAUGUAUCUGGAACAGGAGCUGGAAAGUUUGAAAGCAGUGCUGGAGAUCAAGAAUGAGAAACUUCAUCAGCAGGACAUAAAGCUAAUGAAGAUGGAAAAACUGCUGGAGAACAACACAAUCUUAAUGGAUAAAUUAAAGAAGGUUCAGCAAGAAAACGAAGAACUAAAAGCUCGGAUGGACAAACACAUGGAGCUUUCAAGGCAACUUUCCACGGAGCAAGCUGUUUUACAGGAGUCACUAGAGAAAGAAUCUAAAGUAAACAAACGCCUGUCAAUGGAAAAUGAAGAACUUCUGUGGAAGUUGCACAAUGGUGACCUAUGCAGCCCAAGAAAACUGUCUCCCAGUUCUCCAUCUGUGCCUCCUCAGUCACCACGAAAUUCUGGUAACUUCUCUAGUCCUACAGCAUCACUGAGAUGACAUCUCUUGAGAGAAAGAGGGGAUUGCAUUUCGUUUGCGAUCUGCAGAACUGAUUUAAACUAUAAUCACAGGAGCAAGAGCUGUAUUAGCAGAGUAUGACAACUAAACAUAACUGGAAACUAUUUGGUGCAAAAGUGGAGAUAGGAGACUGAGAAUAUGGGGGGGAAGGCAUUCAUGUUGCUCCUCCCCAAAAGACUUGUUUAUGACCUCUAUGGACAUUGUUGCACAAAGCACUUACAGAGCAAGGAAAGACUUGUUCAUUGCCUUUUCACCUAACUAUAAGAAAAAGCUCAGGGGCUUAGAGAUAAAGAUCACAACCUUUAAAAUACGUUCCUCAUCACAGACACUUUUUUUAAGGCUGUGUGUAUGCGUGUGUGCGUGUGCUGUGGAUGGAAUGGAUGUAACACACUGUGCGUGUGUCUAAUGCUGCCUUCUUUGCUGUGUACGUAAUAAAGGAUAAAAGCUGAAGACUAUACAUUGACAUGUACUUCCUUAAUAAUGGUGUCAGUAUGCAUGCUUUUAGCAAAGAGUACCCUCACCCAGGAAUGAAGAGAAACAGCCACCAGCACUGUAGGUGAGUUUCCUUCAUCUUUCUGGCUUCAGUAACAAAACGGCAUGGAAAGCUUUGUCAACUGACUUAUUAGUGUCUUGGCCAACCUGAGUAUGCAAUUUUGAAUUAAUUUUAAAAACAAACUGAAAUGCAGCCAUAUUUUGCAUGGAUUCUUGGUUUAAUACCCAGGCACAACUGCCAUUUAAGAGGAGACAUUUUUUUGCAGGAUACAGUGGAUUUUGGCUUUCAAGUCAACAGGGUCAUAGUCAGAACCACAGUAGCCCUCAAGGUCAGAAGUUAUUAGCUGAGUUGCAGGUUUAGAAACCCAGACAUAUCAUCUUACCUGCUGAAAAGGAAUCGCUCACUUCCCCAAAACAGCAUGUCCAUUGCAGAGGCUGUCUGCUGAGGGUAAACUAGAUGUAGAUUUGAAAGCCAAAGAGAAAAAUGCAAUAAUUGUCAUUAGGUGCAUUCUUAACUCUGUUCUCAAGAAGAAUCGUAACUAACUUGUGAAUUCCAAUGUAUCUGGUGACACACUGCCUUUUUGAACAUUAGCAUUUGUAUUAACAUUCUUCAAGGCUGGUUAAAUUCACCCGAGGAAGAAGGGAAAGGUGGCAGCUGUGUAUCUAUCUUACUAGUUCUGCCACACCUUCCCUCUUAGACUGCAGGAUAUCAGUGUUUUGCCAGUUCACUUGGCUAAAGAUCCUGUACAACAGAGUAGUAUCCUGUAGAGUAGCGGGGGGGAGAACUGCCGUAGCUGAUGGAACUGGAGGCUCAGGGUGUCAGUGUUUCUGGCAAUGUCAUAUGCUGAGCUUCAGCUUCAACGAGGUAAUUGCGUAGCCUUGCUACGCCCUUGGUCAGACCUGUUUAAGGUGUCUACUUGGUACCUUCAACUUCAAAUUAGUAUCACACAACACCAUCUACGCUUACAAGACCGUUGUUACACUAUGGUUUAGCUAAUGCUGUUAGCUAGCUACAAUGGUAACUGUUACUGCAAGUUGUACCUGCUGAGUUGCCUUGUGUUUUCCAGUAGCUUGGGGGCAGGAAUCAGGGGGAUGGGAAGUGUUUAGGGAAUUCAACUGGAGAACCACUUCAAAUCAUUUUACCCAAGAAUUGAAAAAUCUUGGCUAGUAAUGAGGAACACAGACAUAUAACCAAGACUGUUAACAGUGCUCAUGCAGUAAGUAAACUUGUAAUGUACUUAAACUUGUGACUAUUUCAUCAUUAAAUUUACUUAAUUUUCCAUAAUGUACAAGUUAAGGGUGUAAUUUCUAUGGAACAUUAUGCUCUCUUUUAAUCCUCUUAAGGGCACUGUACAUACCACUUGUUAGUGGUGUCAGUACUUAAAAAUGUUUUCUAGGGGCUUCAAAUUUAACUAUGGAGAUCCUCUGUGGGCUACAGCUUGGCUUAAAGUUUAUCUUGGAACAUUGUUUUCUAUGGUCAAAGAGAUUUGAUCACAUGUAUUUGAGCUGAAUGCUUAAAAUAAAUUUUUUGUACCGAUUGAA
Messenger RNA from Falco peregrinus (peregrine falcon), 6441 nucleotides. RefSeq names its product microtubule associated scaffold protein 1 (gene MTUS1). The transcript has 17 exons. The record is from RefSeq and is a predicted model, not a curated record. Gene Ontology annotation, molecular function: microtubule binding. NCBI's taxonomy places the organism in Eukaryota, Metazoa, Chordata, Aves, Falconiformes, Falconidae. Gene Ontology annotation, cellular component: nucleus; cytoplasm. The coding region runs from base 457 to 4389 and encodes 1310 amino acids.